Mytilus trossulus (common blue mussel) is the source of this 1770-nucleotide messenger RNA. Its product is annotated as cartilage matrix protein-like. The transcript is spliced from 5 exons. The coding region runs from base 85 to 1338 and encodes 417 amino acids. Lineage: Eukaryota; Metazoa; Mollusca; Bivalvia; Mytilida; Mytilidae. The record is from RefSeq and is a predicted model, not a curated record.
UAAACUGCAGUAAGUGCAAUUGCAAUCAUUGACAACUUUCAAUUCUCACAACGCAAAUACUGUUAAAUAAAUAGAAAAUUGAAGAUGGAAAACUUGAUGAUAUUCUUACUAGUGAUACUUGGUGGUGUUCAUGGUGCUCCAAAGACUAAUUUAGACAAUAAAAUACAGAGUAAAUGCAACAAUGGGAAACCUGCUGAUGUAUUCUUCCUUCUUGAUUCUUCAUCAAGUAUUUGGCAGGUGGAUUAUGAGAUUCAACUCCAAUUUAUUAGUGACGUCAUUGAUAUGUUCACCAUUGCUCCAAACCACACCCGAGUAGCCGUAUCAGCCUUCUCUCACUUUUAUAGACCUUUCAUUCGUUUCGACAGUUACAAUACAAAAGAACAAUUAAAGGAGGCUGUUCUUAAUGUUCGAUACCUUUCUGGAAGCACCUAUACUGGCGAUGCUCUAAAAAAGAUGAGGACAAGGGGAUUCAAAAAUGCCAGACCAGGCGUGGCACAUAUAGGUAUUGUUCUUACUGAUGGUGCAUCUGCUAACAAAGAAAAAACAAAAGAAGAAGCAGAAAAGCUGAAGAGUAUGGGAGUGUAUUUGUUCGCAAUAGGUGUUGGGAGUAAAUUUGAUAUGAACGAACUUAUUGAUAUUGGAAGCAAACCUUCUGAAGAUUUCGUUUACGAUGUUGAUAAAUACAAUAUGUUAGACUCUAUUCGGGAAACUUUGGCAAUCAAGGCCUGUACCGUUGAAAGUAUAACAGAAGCACCACUUCUACAGAUGGACCAACCUGCAUGUGGACUAAAAGGUACUGCUGAUAUGAUGUUUUGUUUCGACUCUGCUGCCACAGGAACAGCACGCUCCAAAAUUGUCUACAAUUUUAUUACUGAAAUUACUGACGAAUUCAAUAUGAAUGAUGGCGAUGGUAUAAGGGUUGGAAUUAUGUCACGAAAUUGUCAUGAACACGAUAUUCAUUUAGAUGACUACAUUCAGAAAGACGAACUUAUGGGAGCAAUAAAUAGCAUAGAAUUCCAAGGAAUGGGACCAAUUCUUCACAAUAUGAGAAAGCAUGGUUUUAAGGAAUCUCAUGGAGGUAGAACAGAAGCCAGAAAGAUUGCAGUCUUAUUUGUUGACGAGGAAACUGAGAAAUUGGAUUUUGUUUUCCAAGAGGCUGCGGAGGCAAGGUCACAAGGAAUUGAGGUGUACGUUGUCAGUAUUGGAAAUGUUGACGUUGAUGUUUUACGGAAAAUUGCAAGCGAACCUGUUGGAAGUCACGUGAUCAAGGUUUCAUCAUACGACGAUGUUCCCCUCCUGAAAGAAGAUUUUGUAAACAGUGUUUGUGAAGAUCUGUGAUCAAAACAAAAUGGAAGUGGAGGGACCAACAUUUUCUCAGGGAAUGUGCAAUUCAAAACCAAAUUUCAUAGAUACACGUACUUUUAAACAAUAACAAUUAUAUCAUUGUAAAUCCUAUCAUGUUAUAUCAUAUCAUAAUGCCAGUUGUGCUUUCUUUACCAUGAAUACCAGUGCCAAGACUUGUGAUAUUAGUGUAGAUAUUUAUUUAUUAUUGAUCUCAUUCCAUAUAUUAUAGUACUGACCCUUAUUGGGGUAAAUUUGCGAGAAGUUCCUGACUAUAAAACAUAAUCAGAUUUUGAACAUGGACAGUAUAACAUUGUAAUUCUGCUUGUAAAUAUCUGAAUAAUUUAUGACCGUUUGGUAUAAGCUUAACCAAAGACAUUUUACGUUUUUACUUUUGUACUUUUUGUAUCAUUAUGAUAAAAAUAAAAU